This is a messenger RNA of Xenopus laevis (African clawed frog), 3705 nucleotides long. RefSeq names its product transmembrane channel like 5 L homeolog (gene tmc5.L). The record is from RefSeq and is a predicted model, not a curated record. The coding region runs from base 632 to 3331 and encodes 899 amino acids. Gene Ontology annotation, molecular function: mechanosensitive monoatomic ion channel activity. Gene Ontology annotation, cellular component: membrane; plasma membrane. The transcript has 22 exons. Lineage: Eukaryota; Metazoa; Chordata; Amphibia; Anura; Pipidae. Gene Ontology annotation, biological process: monoatomic ion transmembrane transport.
AGAGGAGCAAGAGGCAAGAUAAGAGUGCAGAUAAAGAAAGUGCCUGAGGGAAGGGAACAGGUGGAACUCAGUUGGAUUUGCAUUGUUACAGACACAAUUGUCUCUGCACUGACAGCUAAAGGAGGGUACGAGGCAGAGACUGUGAAUCUGUUGUUUGCUGAAAACUCUGAACAUAAGCAGUACCAACCUGCCUUCUAGGAAUCUGCAGCUAAGACCCUACAGAAACUUCUGCAUAGUAAAUUCUCCCCCAUUCCCUCAACAACGGGAUUUGACAGCCAUGCCAGUGAUUUGAAACAUGUAUUGCACUGCUCUGCAAUUCCUGCCACUUUAACAGCACUUAUGUUUGCCAGCACAUUCAAAUAUCUGCCAGGAUAAGGCACCUACAGAACAUCUUUUAUCCACCUUCUGGGCUGUGGCGCAGGCAAUGAUCUUGCACCAGGAGACUGACAGUUCUGACUACCUGUGCCUCGGAGCUGUGGAUAUAACUGGAAACACUUGUAUGCAAAGAAAUUUCACUUUCCCGGUGCCACAGUGCUGCCGAGUCUGUAUGAGCUCCCUUCUCAGCAAAUGAAGAACUGGACAAAGACUUGAUUGUUGAAGCGGGGGAGUAAAAAAGAAGAAUCAGAAAAUAAUGUCUCGCAAAAAUAGUGAUGGUUUUAUUAACGAAGCCUAUCAUGAUUCAGAAACCCUGCAACUGGACAGAGGGCGGUAUAAUACAUCGUUCUCGAGAGAGAAGUCGUCGUUCUACAACCCUAAUCCUUACAAUGAUGAUAACAUUGGCUACGGUGAACAACCACCUGAAAGGAGGCAGAACAGAGUUUUUUUGCCAAUGAACUCAGUGAGGCAAGAUCCAGAAUACAGCCAGCAAAUUCCAAGAAACUUUGUUCCAAACAAUAAUCCCUAUGGUGGAGACUAUAGCAAUCCUGCAUUUGAACCAGAUUCCAAUACAGUGGCACCUUAUGAUUAUAAUGGCACUAGACACCCAUACUUUGGCAGUGGGGUUGACCUAGCAGAAGAUCCAAGUUUCCCAAGAGGAUCCAGUAGAAAAAGCACAGCUGCGCUUCAGCCAAGGAUUUCAGAGGUGGAUCCCUCCCUUGAAAAACAAGAAAAUAAAGAGCUUGUAAGGAAGCUUGCAGACUUGCCAACUGCCGACAUAGCCAAAGAACUCAAAAAGCUUCCAACUUCUGUGAAAGAAAAACGUGACCUGAGGAACAAAGUCUUCUUGCUGAAACAGAAGUCAUAUAAAGGUGCCUACCAGAUGGACUGUUGUAAUGGAUGUCUUCACCAAAUAAGAGUGUGGUUCCGGAAAUCCAAGCAGUCAAUAGCAGAUGUUUUGGUAUUACUGCAACUUUGGCACAGCACUCUCAAAGUCAUAGGGAGCAAGUUUGGAACAAGUAUCCUCUCCUAUUUUAUAUUCCUGAAGUGGCUCCUCCGGUUUAACAUCUUCUCAUUCAUUGUGAACUUCAGUUUUAUAACCAUUCCACAGUUCUUUGAUAUGAAUCCCAACAACUUAUCAUUUUCUGGCCUGGAACUACUAACAGGAGCUGGCUAUUUUCAAGACACUGUCUUAUACUAUGGUUUUUACACAAAUUCUACAAUCAGAAACAAUGAGAGCCUUGCUCCUUACAACAUGCAACUUGCUUAUAUCUUCACUAUCGGACUGUACCUUGCAGCCUGCUUCCUUAUCUUGCUAUUCAGCAUGGCAAGAUCGUUCCGGAAGAAUUUCAUUAAUCCAGCUUCCUUCUCAGGCAAUGCUUGCAAGCUUCUCUGCAGUUGGGAUUUCAGCAUAACCCAUGAAAAGGCUGUGAAUCUGAAGAGAAAGAAUCUGAGUACACAAAUAAAGGAAAGCCUAUCAGAAAAAUUACAGGAGAAACUAAAGUUAACUGUGAAUCAGAGGAUCGUACGUUUUCUAAUCCAUUUGGCAGCAUGGUUGGUCUCCAGUGGCAUUGCGGCUGGGUGCUGUGCCGGCGUAUACUAUCUCUGCUUGAACCUUCAAUCCAUUCAGAAUGCAAGUGCUAAUGAACUGACAAGGCAAGCAGCAACAUUACUGGUUCCAGUGGUAGUUGCCCUGAUCAAUAUGAUCAUUCCUCUUGUCUACGCCAUGUUCUUCCUUGUAGAGAAAUACAAGUACCCACGGCAUGAGAUCUAUGUAGAGAUUAUAAGGAAUGUUCUCCUGAAGAUUUCAAUCAUCGGCAUUCUGUGUUAUUAUUGGUUACAUUCUGUUGCCGAAUCCCAGUCUGAGUGCUGGGAAUCAUUUGUGGGAGAAGAUGUCUAUCGGCUUGUAGUGGUUGAUUUCAUAUUCGCCCUGAUUGGUUCCUUCUUUGGAGAAUUUAUAAGAAGAAUCAUUGGGAUGCACUGCUGCAAAAAAUUAGGGAUGCCUGAAUUUGAUAUAGCACGGAAUGUCUUAGAUUUGAUAUAUGCCCAGACACUGGCAUGGAUUGGAAUGUUCUUCUCCCCCCUCCUGCCAAUAAUCCAGAUUAUUAAACUCUUCAUCAUUUUUUAUGUUAAAAAGGUGAGUCUGAUGAUGAACUGUACCCCACCUCGCAGAGCCUGGAGAGCGGCUCAAAUGACAACAAUCUUCAUAUUUAUCCUGUUUUUCCCAUCAUUUGCUGGAGUCCUUUGUAUGAUUGGUGCCACUGUUUGGAGACGACAGCCAUCACAAAACUGUGGUCCUUUUCGAGGCCUAGAAACUCCUUAUCAAUCGAUAUCCAACUGGGUGUCCUCCUUGACUAUUUUUGAAAACUCACUGUGGGUCGUGUGGAUUUAUGAAAAUAUAGUCGAGAGCGUUCUUUUCUUCUACAUUCUGACACUGAUUGUUCUAAUAAUUUCCUAUCUGUACUGGCAAAUAAUUCAAGGUCGGAAGAUUAUGGUGCAGCAUUUGUACCAGCAAAUUGCCAAUGAAGGAAAAGAUAAAUCAUUUUUACUUCAUGAACUUCGGAAAGCACAGAGUCUAAAUGAAGCUCCAGGCAGGGCCCCAUAUAGAGCAGCGCAGAGACAGGUGCAGCCUUCGUACAGAAAUCAGGAAAUGCACACUGUUAAUGAACACAUUCCACUUGAGUCCAGGGGUGAAAGUAUUGGGACUUCAGAUGUCCUGGGGCUUGUGAUGAGGGCGAGGCAACAGGCUGAGAUGGAGGAAAGAUCAUCGGCAUUGAAUAGUAACCUCUCAAGCAAUAAUGGUAACCCUCUAGAUUCACCAGGACAAGCUUGGUCUUCAAGAAAACAGCAGGACCCAAACAGGGAGCCAGUUUGGAACAAUAAUAGCCGGCAAGAGGCAAUAGCCAUGGUUAUGAGAGAAAGGCAAUUGGCUGAAAGAGGACCACCCACUGGAUAAUAUCCCAUCAAACCAACUGGAGAAAGCUAGAACGAUGUUCUAAGCUCACAUAGAGAGCCAUUCAUAUAGCAAGAGCUGUGUGACUACUGACUCUUCCAAAAGACUAAAAGACAGCAGGCUGAGGGAAAUGAAUGGGCUGGAGCUGCCUGAUAUGCUCUCAAGCAGAUGAAGCCUGUGGUGAACACUACCAAGUGUACUAUGGAACAGUGCAUAUCUGAUUUGUUAAUGCCAAAUGAUAAUGCACUGAAGUAUUUAUUUAAAUAGUUUUUAAUGUCUAACAGUGCUUAAUGGCGUGUUAGAUACAUUUGCACAGUUCUAUGCAGUUUACAUGUUGUCUUGAAAAUAAAUAUCAACAAAUCUUUAUAAUUUCUAAA